This is a messenger RNA of Neoarius graeffei (lesser salmon catfish), 1363 nucleotides long. RefSeq names its product gem (nuclear organelle) associated protein 8 (gene gemin8). Bases 144 to 770 code for a protein of 208 amino acids. The transcript has 3 exons. Gene Ontology annotation, cellular component: SMN complex. The record is from RefSeq and is a predicted model, not a curated record. Gene Ontology annotation, biological process: spliceosomal snRNP assembly. NCBI's taxonomy places the organism in Eukaryota, Metazoa, Chordata, Actinopteri, Siluriformes, Ariidae.
UUACAUCGCUGUGGAGGCUGAGAGCGGAAGUAGAAUUAUUAUGCCAUGCUCUUCAAAUAAACACUUAUUUAUUUACCUAUAACUUAUUCCGAACUUCUAUUCAGCAAAUAAAUAAAUAAAUAAAUAAAAACUACACCGGCAUUAUGGAGAAUCAGGAGGACAUGGAUGUGUGGUACACCCACCCAGCCUACGCCCGUUACUGGCAGCAUUACCAACAGGCUAUGAGCUGGUACCAGAGGCACCAUUGGGCAUAUACCAAGGCCAUACAGGCUACAUAUGACCUUGCUCUGUACCCUUUGUUUCCAGCCCCAUGUUGCUACUCAGACUGGCAGGGUGAAGAGACAGUGGACAGAGUCCCUACACAGACAGAAGAAGAAGAAGACAAAUCAGAGAUGGAGGAAGAAUCCGAGAACUCAGAGGAAAGUGAACUUGAAUACGAUGUCAGCAAAAUGGACAUCACGACCGAGCUACGGCAAUACUUCGCUCAGACGGAGCGCCACAGAGAAGAACUGAAGAGACAACAGCAGAUGGAAGCAGAGAGACAGGAAGCCUAUGUACCAGCUGACCAGGACCUGCACCAUUCUUGGCGGCGGAGUGCCACAGCCCCUGCCGAGCGCCCAGGUGAGAGAAGGAGUGCAGAGAUGAAGAGACUUUAUGGAAAAGAUGCAGCCAAGAUUCAGGGCAUGGAAACGGCCAUGCAGCUCACCUUUGACCGCAACUGUGACCGCAAGCAGCCCAAAUACUGGCCUGUAAUACCGUUAAACCUGUAGAGAGACUGACUCAAGCUACUCUCAUUAUGCUCUAACGCAAACCACUUUUGCAAUAAUACAACAUGCAUCCUAUUUAUAUAAAAAUCUGUCAUACAAAGAGUGCAAACCCAUUUGGAUUUAUAAUAGUCAGAUUUUUGGUCCCAUUAAAGAGUCUUUUGUUGUUUCUAUUACCCUUACACUUUUUCAAAUGGAAAAAAAAACAUUUCCUGUUUCAGUGCUAGACUCCAAGGCUCUCUCAUAACACUUUACUAAUCCUCUUUUUCACUGAUCAAAAAGGUCUGUCCUGCUCCUUUUUUAUUUCACACAUUGCUGUUCAUCACUCUUCUGUGUCCCCCCCCCCCUUCUCCAAGUCCAUGAAUGAUGUAGAUAUCAUAUGCAUCGAGCCACAGCUCCUUUUUUUUUUUCCUUCUCCACAGAGCUGAUUCUCACUAACUAGGUCAGAGCCUCCCUACAUUCUCAGUCAUUUUGUCUGUACCUCUUCUCCAUUUUUCCUGUACUCUUUGGUGGUCAAUUUGGCAUGCUGUUCUUGUAUGAUAAAGUACUUUUUAAUCUAUUUAGAUGGUAAGUUUUGUAAUAAAAUGCAUUGGAUUAAA